AUGCCGCCUGGUAAUCGCAUUUUCACUAUUACUUUUUUCACUUCCUCUGUUGUCGUCUUUCACUACUACUACUACUACUACUACUACUACUACUACUACUACUACUACUACUACUACUACUACUACUACUACUACUACUUCUACUACUACUACUACUACUACUACUACUACUACUACUACUACUACUACUACUACCACUACUUGUACUACUACUACUACUACUACUACUACUACUACCACCACCACUACUACUACUACUACUUCUACUAA
Spirometra erinaceieuropaei is the source of this 270-nucleotide messenger RNA. NCBI's taxonomy places the organism in Eukaryota, Metazoa, Platyhelminthes, Cestoda, Diphyllobothriidea, Diphyllobothriidae. The record is from the annotation of a GenBank genome assembly.